AGGAGUUGAUUCUUUGUUUAAUUUUAUGGUCCUUUAUAUUGAAACUUUUAAACACCUUUUCAUCCUUUACAUAAAUUAUCAUAUUGAUACCAUAUCUAAAAAAAAAAAUACUGGCUGCAUGUUGCUGGUCAUUCUGAAACUACAUCACUACUGUUUCCAAUGGCCAAAAUCCUGCAAUCAGACUAUGCAGGGGUCUCUCUUUGUUAGUACCUGGUAUUGACAAUUGUCAUUUAGAGGCACAGUUCAAAACCUGCAGUGGGCUAAGACAAGAGAGAUGCAGAAUAUUUUGGUGGUUCAAAACAGCUAGUGGGGGUCGAUAUUGAUAUUAUAAAUCUUAGGAUUUGAAAGGGUAUCAUGUGGAUGUGUUUGCUUGGAGAACUUUGACCUCAAUGUAGAUCCUUAUCUUCUGCCUAACUAAACGUCCUUUUGAGAACCAAAAGCAAUGAACUCUCCUUUAAAAUAGGAAGGGAAGUCAAAUUUCUAGUACAUAAAUUCUCCAUGAUCACUUGAGAAGCUCAUUUUAAGCAAAUCGCAUUUGCCUGCAAUAGUUUUGUUUUUGGGUCUGAGUAAUCUUCAACAUGAACCAAUCAGCCACAGAGGGGAAGGAGAAUACAGAAGCAAAAAGGGCCACGGAAGUGAGGGUGGACACGGUGGAUUACCGGUCUUUGGCAGGUGGAGGCCAAAAGCAGAAGAACGUGCAGGUCAUUCACCAGCCCAAUUCCUCUGGAAAUUCAACCACCAGCGGUGGUGUCUUGGCUGAUGCUGCUGCUGCUUUGGAAACUACUCUCCAAUCCACCAAGGAUGCCAUCUCUGGAAAUAGCGGCACAAUUCUUUGUAUAAAAUAUGAUAUGAAAAUUCUAUAGGUAUUUUUUUUUUUUUUAAAUCCUGCCUAUGGAUGGUUUAUAAUUUCAUUGAUUGGAUGG
Molecule: messenger RNA, 923 nt
Organism: Quercus lobata
Lineage: Eukaryota; Viridiplantae; Streptophyta; Magnoliopsida; Fagales; Fagaceae
Exons: 2
Coding region: 579-863 (94 amino acids)
Source: RefSeq, a predicted model, not a curated record